AAAUCAAAAUUCAAAGAACACUGAAACACAACAACACAAACCGAGACUUCAUUUUGGCCAAAUGUGGGUGCUGACAGACACUGUUAACACAUACUUUAAUAUCAUCACCCUCUUUUUCUUAUAUUCUGAUGCUCCCUUUUCAGACAGAAUAGACAAGAAACAGAAUAGUUAGAGAAUGAUGUUGAUGGAUGAGGUGAUGCUAAUUGUAAGUAAGCACACACAUGUUUGUAGAUGCUAAAUAACCUGCAAAUUGUUUUUUUUUAUGCGCGACAUUCUGCUAAGGUCGAAGAAGGGUUGGAAUCAAAGAAAGCGAGAAUCUUUUCCAAGUUAGGCGCGAGAGUUGUUGGUGCUUCUGCUCGUGUAAAGGAGGCCUUCACCCUCAAGAAUUUCCGCAUCAAAGAUAAUGAGAAACAUGCGAAUCCAUCUCUAUCUGAUGAAGUAUGGCGGUUAGAUUGUAUUUGGAGGCGUGGUGCGAUCGAUAAGCAGUCUUCUAGAAAACAACAUCUGCACCGUGGAGGAUUUCCUCAUUCAACGCCUCAAAAAUCCAUAAGUUUCUUCUGUAUUCCCUCCUCAGAUGACAAAUGAAAUGUCUAAUUAAGGUGCAAAUGAAGAAUUUUGGUAUCCAAUCUUGCCUUUGUACAAAUGAAGUAUUGCUAAUUUGCUUCUUCAGUUGAAAAUAGGUCUAAACUGGCCUGCAGUAGAUUGUGAAUUCACCAAAUAAGAAUUGGCAGAAGAUUGUUAGUAGAAAGGGAUGGAGAAUAUUGUUCUUUGUUUUGAAAUUUAGGCAAAGGCUGGUUUUAGAAGUUAGUCCAA
Salvia splendens (bonfire salvia) is the source of this 813-nucleotide messenger RNA. RefSeq lists its product as uncharacterized. Lineage: Eukaryota; Viridiplantae; Streptophyta; Magnoliopsida; Lamiales; Lamiaceae. The transcript has 2 exons. The record is from RefSeq and is a predicted model, not a curated record. Bases 232 to 585 code for a protein of 117 amino acids.